CAGAAGAGUUAUGACACUUCAUGUCGAAAGUCCAGUUCCUUCAAAAAUCACAAGACUGAUGAUCAUUUUGAAAGACAGAGCAAUUAAUAAUUUAGGUACAUGGAAACCGGGAGGGUCUUCCGAACUGUCACAGAAAUUAACAAGCAACACUGUUUCUGGAACUGUAAAAUUUCUUAUACUCAUAGUUGAAGCUGAAGCCUUCAGUGGGCUUUAUAUAGUAAACGUUAUCGGGAACAUAAACGUUUCCAAUGUUUAGAAACGUCAUCUACGGUCUCAGUUCUGCAAUAAUUAUGGGUUGGAUAUUUCCAAAUAUAGUGAUUUGUCUGUGGUGUCAUGAGAUAAUCAUAGAGUAUAAAUUCACAUGACAGUGUGAAAAAUAUAAGGUUCACAGAACAUUUCAACAUCAGCAUAUUCUUACACGAAAUUACGGAGUGUUAGUACUUGAGAAAAUCUCUCAUUACAUUAUUUGUGUCCUCAAUUCCACUUCAGAUUUGUUAAUGAGGACGUGAGAACUAAAUGACCCCGUUUUAUAUAUGCAUAUAUAAACUUUGCAUCAAUGUGUUCUGUAAUUUAACAAUUAUCCCGUAUUGGCAUAAUGAAGAUCACAAUUAUGAAAUUGAUGAUCUUGGCGUUGGUGAUUUUGUCAAUCGGCAGUUUAGGACCACACUGUUUUCUAAUAUCAGUUUCUGGAAUUCAUUUCAAGAGAAGUGUUGCGGUCAAUGUACAGGAAGCGGAACCGAUGCCACAAUUCGAUUACAUGAUAUUAUAACGACAACAAAAACAUCAUAAGUGAAUAGGCUGUGAAUUUAACUGCGUAUUUUAUUAUCCUUCACACUGAUAAUUGAUGUUAUGUGAACUCCUAAGAUUGUGUUCAGUUGUACUCGUGAUUUUUCAAAAAUAAAGUAUGUGGACAGAUA
Molecule: messenger RNA, 917 nt
Organism: Schistosoma spindalis
Lineage: Eukaryota; Metazoa; Platyhelminthes; Trematoda; Strigeidida; Schistosomatidae
Source: the annotation of a GenBank genome assembly